Fulvia fulva is the source of this 2010-nucleotide messenger RNA. RefSeq names its product Histone deacetylase RPD3. Bases 1 to 2010 code for a protein of 669 amino acids. NCBI's taxonomy places the organism in Eukaryota, Fungi, Ascomycota, Dothideomycetes, Mycosphaerellales, Mycosphaerellaceae. The record is from RefSeq and is a predicted model, not a curated record. The transcript has 2 exons. Gene Ontology annotation, molecular function: histone deacetylase activity.
AUGGCAUCCAAGGGUGGCUUCACGCCCCUCGAUGCCCCUGGGACCGGGACCAAUGCUGCGCCGUCGCAACCCAAGAAGGUGGCCUACUUCUACGAUUCAGAUGUGGGAAACUACGCAUACAAUGCCGGACAUCCAAUGAAACCACAUCGCAUACGAAUGGCCCACAGCCUGAUCAUGAACUACGGACUAUACAAGAAGCUCGAAAUUUACCGCGCUAAGCCCGCGUCAAAGUACGAGAUGACACAAUUCCACACCGACGAGUAUGUCGACUUCCUGCAGCGCGUGACACCGGACAACAUGGACAGCUUUAUGAAGGAGCAGGGUCGCUACAACGUAGGAGACGAUUGUCCUGUCUUCGAUGGACUGUUCGAGUUCUGCGGCAUCAGUGCCGGUGGCAGUAUGGAGGGUGCUGCGAGACUCAACCGUGGCAAGUGCGAUGUCGCGAUCAACUGGGCUGGUGGUCUGCAUCACGCGAAGAAGAGCGAAGCCUCAGGGUUCUGCUACAUCAAUGACAUCGUCCUCGGCAUACUCGAGCUGCUCCGAUUCCACCCUCGCGUCCUCUACAUCGACAUCGACGUCCACCACGGAGAUGGUGUUGAAGAAGCAUUCUACUCGACCGAUCGCGUCAUGACCGUCUCCUUCCACAAAUACGGCGAGUACUUCCCCGGAACUGGCGAACUUCGAGACAUCGGUGUGGGCGCGGGCAAGAACUACGCUGUCAACUUCCCACUUCGUGACGGCAUCGACGACAACAGCUACAAGACCAUCUUCGAGCCCACCAUCGGCUGGGUCAUGGAAUACUAUCAACCCACGGCUGUCGUGCUACAGUGCGGUGGUGACUCUUUAUCUGGAGACAGACUCGGCUGCUUCAACCUGAGUAUGCGCGGUCACGCAAACUGCGUCAACUACGUCAAGUCCUUCGGCAAGCCUACUCUGAUCCUCGGCGGAGGUGGCUACACGAUGCGCAACGUCGCACGUACUUGGGCAUACGAGACUGGUCAGCUUGUGGGUGUAGAGAUGGGUCCCGACCUUCCCUUCACGGAUUACUACGAAUACUACUCUCCCGAUUUCGAGCUGGAUGUCAAGCCUAGUAAUAUGGACAACGCCAACUCGUUCGAAUAUCUGGACAAGAUCAAGACUCAGGUCCUGGAGAACCUCAAGCGCACAUCGCCUCACGCACCGAGUGUGCAGAUGCACGACGUCCCUCGCGAGCCGCUCGGCAUGCACAACGCAGGCCCAGACGGCGAGCCGGAGACGUUCGAAGAACAAGAAGAUCGACUGGACGAUGAGGAAGACGAUGCAGAGGCCAGCAAGGAUCGAAGAAUAAAUCAACGAAUGUGGGAUCGAAACCGAACAGGAGACAACGAGAUAGACGAGAGCGAUGACGAAGAGAUGGCUGAGGCGAACGGCGUGAAGCGACAGCCAGGACGGCCGAGAAGACGAGGCAUCAUGGAUCAUAUCAACCCACACGGACCGACAGACGACAGCGGUGCCAACACGCCAGUAGAUGAUGAUUCGCGAAGUCUGGAUGGCGAUGCAGAUGAUGAGGAGAAUGGAGGCGCGAUGCAGUUGGACGGUACGGCAGAUGAUCCACUCGAGGCGAAUGCUGCUGUCGGCGAGAGCAUACUAGCUGCGAAGGCAAGCAAAUCUCCCGCACCUCCCGGAUCUUUGACCGCAAAGGCCGAGCCAGCGGCCAGCGAUCAAAGUGAAGCUGGCGCCGAAGACGAAGCCGACGAUGAAAUGCAGGUGGACAGCGUGGAGAGUGCGCAACCUUCGGCGAUCGAUAGACUCGCCUCGGAAGCAGCCGCACAGCAGACCAGCACACCUCCGAAAUCGCCAGCGCCGGUGGUUGCCAACACUGCUGCCGAGCCAUCAGCAACAGAAGAUGUGGAAAUGGCAGAGAGCGCCCAAGCAGCCAAGGACGAAGGCGAAGCCGAGCGCGAAAGUGAAGACACAAAGGCCGAAGCCAGCAACGAGCUGGCAACAAAGGACGCUCCUCCCGCGGCUUAG